AUGUCAACGUCAACAUUGCAGAAAGCGAUUGAUCUUGUGACCAAAGCCACAGAAGAAGACAAGUCGAAGAAUUAUGAGGAGGCAUUGCGCCUUUACCAACAUGCUGUGGAGUAUUUUCUUCACGCCAUUAAAUAUGAGGCCCACAGUGACAAGGCGAAGGAAAGCAUUCGGGCAAAGUGUAUGCAAUAUUUGGACAGAGCGGAGAAACUUAAGGAUUACCUGAAGAAUAAAGACAAACAGGGCAAGAAGCCAGUGAAGGAGUCCCAGAACAAUGACAAAAGUGACAGUGACAGUGAGGGGGAAAACCCGGAGAAGAAGAAGCUUCAGGAGCAACUUAUGGGUGCGAUUGUAAUGGAGAAGCCCAAUGUAAGGUGGAAUGAUGUGGCUGGGCUAGAGGGAGCCAAGGAAGCUCUAAAAGAGGCCGUCAUUCUUCCCAUCAAAUUCCCGCACCUUUUUACAGGUAAGCGGACGCCAUGGAGAGGCAUCCUGCUGUUUGGCCCACCGGGAACAGGAAAAUCAUACCUGGCAAAGGCUGUGGCCACUGAGGCUAACAACUCCACCUUCUUCUCGGUCUCUUCCUCAGACCUCAUGUCUAAGUGGCUGGGAGAAAGUGAGAAACUUGUCAAAAACCUGUUUGAUCUAGCCCGUCAGCACAAACCCUCCAUCAUCUUUAUCGAUGAGGUGGACUCUCUGUGUGGCUCCAGGAAUGAGAACGAGAGUGAAGCUGCUCGCCGCAUUAAGACAGAGUUUCUGGUCCAGAUGCAGGGUGUGGGCAACAACAACGAUGGCAUUUUGGUGCUGGGAGCCACCAACAUUCCCUGGGUGCUCGACGCCGCCAUCCGAAGAAGGUUUGAAAAGCGUAUCUACAUCCCUCUGCCCGAGGAGCCGGCCCGGGCUCAGAUGUUUCGUCUACAUCUGGGCAACACACCACACAGCCUGAGCGAGACCGACUUGCGGCAGCUCGCUCACAAAACAGACGGCUACUCUGGCGCCGACAUAAGCAUCAUUGUACGGGAUGCGCUCAUGCAGCCUGUUAGGAAGGUCCAGUCUGCAACACACUUUAAAAAGAUCUCCGGCCCGUCCCGCAGCAACAACCAGCUCACGGUGGACGACCUAUUGACGCCUUGUUCGCCCGGUGACCCUGCUGCCCUAGAGAUGACCUGGAUGGAUGUGCCGAGUGAUAAGCUUCUGGAGCCCAUAGUCUGCAUGUCAGACAUGCUGCGAUCUCUUUCCACUACUCGGCCAACGGUCAACACUGACGAUCUCCUCAAGGUCAAGAAGUUCACGGAGGACUUUGGGAUGGAGGGUUGA
This is a messenger RNA of Nerophis lumbriciformis (worm pipefish), 1311 nucleotides long. NCBI's taxonomy places the organism in Eukaryota, Metazoa, Chordata, Actinopteri, Syngnathiformes, Syngnathidae. The record is from RefSeq and is a predicted model, not a curated record.